This is a messenger RNA of Pelagomonas calceolata, 1252 nucleotides long. Lineage: Eukaryota; Pelagophyceae; Pelagomonadales; Pelagomonadaceae. The record is from the annotation of a GenBank genome assembly.
AGCGCGCGCCCGUGCUGCCCGCGGAGCCUCCUCCACAGCACCUCUGGGCUGCGUACGACCACAGGAAAUUCACGCCGUCGCCGCGAGGCUGCCUCCCAACCACGCCGUCGCCGCGAGGCUGCCUCCCCAUCACCACCAGUAAAAGGCUGCAGCAAUCAAAGCCAUGUCCAAUGAAAUCCCCCCGGGCAUGCCCCCUCAUCCAUUGAGAGGGCAGAUCACGAACGUCCACGACCUCGCCUACGUGUCGAGCCUGGGAAACAUCGACCCGGUCGCCGAUAGAGCACAGAACGCCGGGCGACGAGCCGCGAAACAAAAGCGACCGGAGGGCAUGCAACCUACCAACAUAAAAAAACUCGCCGCGGGCAUCAAAGGAGAAGAUGGGGAAAAGAUCGACGAGGCCCAGAAGGCCGCGAUCGUGAAGGCCAUGGAGCAGAUCGAGGCGCAGCAGAUGGCCGCGUUCUUCCGGAGGGACGCUUGUUCUUUGAGGAUCGCGAAGAUCAGCGAAAAAUUGAAGGACAAGAACACGGAACUAAGUGCCAUCGAGCGCGACAUGAGUCAGAUGGAGGCUCGAGUCAAUGCUAUUAAAAAAGAAGUGAAAAAAUCAGUACAGGCUCGGGAGAAGGAGGCCGAGGAGCUGGAGGUCAUGCGCAGCGAGAACGAGAACAUCAAGAAUGUAGCUUUAACUGAUCUGGAGUUGAAGGCGAAGAACCUCAGGCAAGAUGUGAAAGAUAUUGAUCGAGCCAUAAAAGCCGCGAUCUGGAGUGCUGGUUCGAGUGAUGGGUUUACUCAGAUAGGUGUGGGUGCAGAUACUCCACUACCAGAAAUAGAACCGGUGGAGCCCAUCAUCAUCCGGCCGAAGAAGGUUGUGGAAGAUACUGGUAGUCUUGUUGGUUCCAUCAGGGGAAGGCCUACCUCGCGAGCGCCUACGGCCGAGUCCUUCAGUGUCAAGAAGUACGAGAUGAACGCGUCCAUGGGGUUGAAGGAUCCUUCCGAGUUGUCUUAUAAACAAGCGGCGCCGCUGGAUAUCCUGCGGGCGCAUUCCACUGGAAGUACGAGAGGUACGGACGUGUUCGGCUCGCUCAUAGCUAGGGAGUCGGAUCUCAUCGCGGCGGGCCAGCGGUCCGUGCUGGGCGAGGCGCUGCCGCCGGAGACGCUGCGGUCGUUGGUGCGGUCGCCGAUUCCGCGGCGGCGGACGGCUUCUUCCGCGGGUACGACGCGGCCACGUUCGAGAUUGGCGUCGCAGCGGCUCUAA